Messenger RNA from Plodia interpunctella (Indianmeal moth), 3321 nucleotides. RefSeq names its product Carrier of Wingless (gene Cow). The transcript has 11 exons. The record is from RefSeq and is a predicted model, not a curated record. The coding region runs from base 55 to 1410 and encodes 451 amino acids. Gene Ontology annotation, biological process: anatomical structure development. Lineage: Eukaryota; Metazoa; Arthropoda; Insecta; Lepidoptera; Pyralidae. Gene Ontology annotation, molecular function: calcium ion binding; protein binding; collagen binding.
GGCGACGGCGUCAGUGCGCUCUCCCGGCCGCGGGAGUGAGGCUGCUUGUUGGAGAUGCGCGCGCGAGUGUGGCUGGCGGCGGCGGCCGCGCUGGCGGUGGCCGCGGCGCGCGAUCAGGACUUCGAGUUCGACGACGAUGCGGACGCCAACGCGAAUCCAGGAGCAGCGCACGCAAGACGUCCGCGGCGCUAUAUCUACGACCCUCACAAUUCUCUUUGCCAGUCGUUGGUAUGUAAGAAACGCGAGGUGUGCUUGCUGCGCGACGCCUUCACCGCACUCUGCAUCAACAAAAAAGAAGUGUUGCGUAGGGGUGACGUGAUUGUAACUUCAACAACGGCGAAAAGCAUAUGGGAAGAAGACGGUGCAUCAAACGCAGCGUCGUCGUGGUCGCGCGACGGAGACGACGAUGUGUUUUACGACGGCGGUGCUCGCGUUGACCCGCCCGAGCCCGACGCGCCCGAUCCUGAACCCAAGCCCGAAAGAUGUGUAGGGUGCCCGGGGCGCGUGCGCGCGCGCUUCCUGUGCGGGUCGGACAACCGCACGUACUCGUCGCUGUGUCGCCUGGACCUGCACAACUGCGUGCGGCGGCCGGCGGCGCCCGUGAGGCCCGCCUGCCGCGGCUUCUGUCCCUGCAAGACGCGCGCCCGCAGCUAUUCUCGCUCCAGACCCGUCACCGUCAAUGAUGACUACGAUUAUGAUUGGAGACGACGGAAAUCGGACUCUGGUCACAAUGAAGUUCUUCCAGAGCGAUCAUAUAGGCGACGUCUUAACCAAGGGGAGGGAUGUGCACUUGACAAAAUGGCAAACCGAUUGCUGGAUUGGUUUUCCGUCUUAAUGGAGGAAGCUGGGGCAACCACGGCACCUGAAGAAGGUUUCCCGGACGACUGCAAGCCGGAGGUGCGCUGGAUGUUCUCGCACCUGGACACUGACAGGGAUGGAUUUCUUUCCGCUGCAAACCUAUACUCACUUAGGCACGAUGAACGCGAGCGCUGCCUGCGGCCGUUCCUGGCGUCGUGCGGCGGCGGCGGGGGCGGGAGCGGGGGCCGGGGUGGUGGCGGGGCUGAGGCGGGCGGGGUGUCGCGCGGCGCGUGGUGCGGCUGUCUGCGGCGCGCCGCGCGGCCUUGCAUCGCGCUUGCCAGGGCUCAUCCCGACCCGCAUCCUGGAGCGUACGUGCCGUCGUGCGACGCGCGCGGCUACUACCGGCCGCGGCAGUGCCACGCGGCGCUGGGCGUGUGCUGGUGCGUGGACGCGCACGGCGCCGAGCGCCCGGGCUCGCGCGGCAAGGGCGCGCCUGCCUGUCCCGGCGAGGCGCCGUCGCCGUCGGCGCUGAGCAACGAGACGGCGGAGGCGGGCGCGCCGGACGACGACGAGGACGCGGCCGGCAGCGGCGACCGCGACCUGCGCUUCUAGAGGAGAGAGGGAGGAGGGGACGGGUUUGCUUCGUGACUCAGAUUCAUUUUCGAAUUCACAGACGACGGGCACGAUUUUUUAAUUAUUUUAACAUCGAUAUUUAAACAUUUUACAUAGGUAGGUACAUUUCUGAAAAAAAUUGUAAUACCGAAACCCUGUGAUUUUAGGCAAUUUCAAAUUAACAAACUCGUAUCUCUAGGUAUGUGCUAUAAAAGCGAUCGCGACCGCCUGAAGUGUAAUAGAGGUGAAGGAACCGAUAGAGAAUUGCAGUUUUAGAACGACGACUACAACGUCACAGUAAAUAUGAUUACCGUGAUUACGUAAUCCUUAGGAUCUAGAACGAUACAACUAAUUCGGUCAUUUUGACGAUGAAUACCUAUAUAUAGUAUAGAGUACAACGUAUCAGUGACAAGGGAGAGAUCGGUUCAGGGAUGGUAGCCUUAACGUGAACUGAUAUAUAGAUGUCAAGACCGAAUACCAAGUGAGGUGAUCUCAUUUUACCCUUAGGUGUAUCAAAUGAAAUGAGAUAAAUGCAUACCUAAAACUAAUCAUAUAAUUUGAGGCCAUCUUAGACAAUUACUUUUGAUGUCAUUAUUUGGUUCACACUCAAUAUUUAGGAAUCAACAAAUUGUUCAAAUCUUAUCGAUCUAAAUAUUAUGGAAGAAACUUUUCUGGAAGUGUAUUCUUUCUAAAUUGCCUAAAGAUAAGGCCUAAAAAGUUAUAGUUUUACAUAACCGUCCUUUAGAACGAAAUGGGUGACGUGAGUGCGAGUGUUGGCUCGUCAAAGUAAAACCAGGUUCAAUUAUUUUUUAUGUAGGAAACGGCGAUGUGAAAUAAUUAAUAUUUGAAAAUCAACAGGCUUUACGGGGCCAUGAUAGAUAACUAAAUAAAUGGAAAUUACUUAGUGAUUAUAAAAGUGUUUCAGUGGUUUACCCUGUAAUUUAAAAAAGAUAAAACAUACACAUUUUAGGCUAAAAUAUGUUUUGCCUCUUUCUGCCAAUUUCAAAUAUUAUAGUGUGAUAGUGACAAAACAUAUUUAUGCAACAUGUUUUAACUUUUUUACUAACGGGGUUACUUAUUAGUUGUGGUAAAGAUUGUGAAGUUAUAGAGAAAAAGACCAUAAAAUUUGUAAUAAUAAAUAAGUUACUUCAUGAAUUCGUACACUAUUGUUGAAAGCCACCGCGGCGCCCACGCCGAGACUACGUCACCACGAGUGUAUGCGGUACAUACAGACCGGUGCGGUCUUAGAUUUAUUAACGUUGUUGUUGCUGAUGUACAGUGUAUCCUUACUAACGUAUAUAACUCGGUUAUAACGACUAAGCUUAUGAAUAUUUUAUAUUACAAGUUAAUCCUACGUAGACAUGUAAUAGCUACUUACUUUAUUAUUUAAGAACGCAAGAAAUACCCACCUCUGCGGCAGCAAAAUGCAUGCAUAGACAAGUACAAAUUAUAUUAUUACCUAGCUUUGUUUGUGAGUGAGCAGAAGUGGUAAUGACCUUGGAUAUUGACCUGCUGUUUGAUAGCACAUUGUAAUACUUACAAAACAGCGAGAUAAUAAUGUUCCACGUCUCUCUAGCUUCGCUGAGAAACUGAAUUGGUUUUUAGGGCUGGCUGCUUGAAGUGUCGAGCGAUGUUUAGCAGAUAUUGUAGCAAACUCGCAGCCGACAGACUCGCAAGUCUUUUAUUAACUAAAAUAUUGACUUUUCCCAACUUCUAUACCCUAGUGUAAUUUUAGAAAUGUAUUUUUAGAGAUAAGUAGUACCUUAUAUUUUACGUUUUGAUUACGAAUGUGUUGUAGUCUAUGACACUGUACGAGGGGCGCCCAGAGCGCCUCUUCUCACGGUUAGGAUCAUUUGCACUUUUUUAAAUUUAAAACACCAUAGGUUCUGUAAUAAAGCUACGAUAAUGUCA